UCAGAAAACCGACUUGAGAGGGACAACAAAGCAUGACUUAACAUUAAUCCAGGAACAGUACCUAUCAAUGAAGCGACCGAUUUAGACUCUCAACAGAUUUGGACUUGUUCACAAUGGAAGAGGUGUUUUUCAAAUCAGCGUUACCUGCGCAGGGCUCGUUGGUACUGGAUGACUCCAGUCUGGCUCUGCCGGCAGAGCCGACUACAAAAUCCUCGACGAUAGUGAAUUCAAACGACCAGAGCCUGCGCGUUCAACAGCAGGUUCAGCUCACACUGGCGAGGAAGGCGAGAAAGACUGUGUCAAACGGUAAUGUCCAUUUACAGGAAAACACAGCAAAGAGCUUUGAUACUACAGAUGGACUUUUACUAAACAGGCAGGUAAAUGAAUUGGGCUUCACCAACCGCUCUCUUUCAAGCAGCCAUGUGCGGAGACCAUCCAGGAGGGUGGAAGUGUCUCCACCACCGAGCCCAGAGUUACCUCGCAGUCGAUUCAAUAAUAGUACCCUCCGUUUUGGGACGUACUCCCAUCGAGGACCUAGUCAGUCACGCAGGGUGGGCACUCUGCUGGACAAUUCAUUUGGUUCUGAUUCAUUUCGUCGCUAUGCCUUCUCAGAGACUCCCUGUGUCACGCGGCUGCAUGCAUCCACAUCUGCACACGGGAGCUUCCGCCAUAGGUCACUCAGAGAGACAGGAGCACCACAGCCUGUGCUUGCAAAUGCAGCAUUUCAGCAAAGUGGUGAAUAUGGCUCUCGCUGGAAUCAUAACCAAAGUGUUGUCAAAGAGGAGAAACACACUGUGCAGAGACAAAGUGGUGGUAUGAUACUUGGAGCUAUUCAGUCUAAUGAAGGCGUGUCCUGGUUGGCUCAAAUCAGGAGGGAGGAUCAGGGGCUCCGCAGACUGAAUUCAUACCCGCCCUCGGUUACCAGCAUGGAGGUGGACAUGGGGAGGCAGAUGGAAGUACAACUCCCCAUUCAGCAGAUGCUGACACCCAAUGUCAUGACACUGAAGUCAGAGAACAAGCCUCCAGAGAUGACGUUAGAGAGGGCCGUGAACCUGUUGACCCAGGAUAAUGAGGAAACACUGAUCUGUGCAGCCAGCCACAUACAGAAUCAAUGUUUCAGGAGUGCAGAUGCUAAGAAGAUGGUAUACUAUCUCUGUGGGAUUGGAAAGCUCCUGCAGCUCCUCCGCAGUGACAAUGAGGAGGUGCAGCGCGUCGCUGCUGGGGCUCUACGUAAUGUUGUUUACCAGAGCAGCGAAAACAAGAUGGAGGUGAAGGAAAAUGAUGGCCUGGCCGCCAUUUUGGAUGCACUGAAGAGCAGCCGUGAUGUGGAGACCAGACGAGAACUUACUGGUCUUUUGUGGAACCUCUCCUCUCAUGACCUUUUGAAGGAGCGCCUCUCCAGAGAGGCAUUAUCGGCCCUCACCCAGUCAGUCCUGGUGCCCAGUUCUGGCAUUUCUGAAGGCGAGAACCCAAAAGACGAGCUCCUAGCUGAUGCCGAUGUUUUCCACAGUGCUACCGGCUGCCUGCGAAAUCUGAGCUCUGCUGGGCCAGACAGCAGGAAGGCAAUGAGGGAGUGUGAUAAUCUGAUCGACUCUCUGGUCUACUAUAUCCGGGGAGCCAUAGCUGACUAUAAGACAGAUGACAAGUCCACAGAGAACUGCGUCUGCAUCCUACAUAACCUGUCUUAUCAGAUAGAGGCAGAGCUUCCUAACAAGUACAUUGGAGAUCUUCGAGAAUCUCGACAAAACUUGGCUCCCAAACCAAAGACUGUCGGCUGCUUUGCUUAUCGCAGUGCCAAGAUCACAGAGCAUCUGGAGCGACAAUGCCCCCUGCUGGAGGAGAAGGCCAACCCCCGUGGCAUAGAGUGGUUGUGGAGUACCAUCACUAUCCGGAUGUACCUGUCACUCAUUGCCCGCAGUGUGCGUCACUACACUCAGGAGGCUGCCAUCGGAGCCCUGCAGAACAUCACGGCUGGGAAGGGAGUGGUGACUGAAGCCAUCAGCUUCACUAUUGUUCAACGGGAAAAUGGCCUUCAGCAUGUCCAGAAGAUGUUAGAGGAGGGAGAGAGUGAUGUGAAGAGGACGGCCAUAUCUCUAAUAAAAAACCUCUCGCGCUACCAGGAACUGCACCCUGACAUCGUGAAGCAGGUGUUGCCAAACGUGGUGGGAAUGCUACCCAACGACGACACCGGCAUCGACCUGCCCACUGAGGUGACGUCCUCUCUGUGUCAUAUCCUGAUUAAUCUGAGUCAGAGCAACACGCAGCACAUCAGAGCCAUCGUCAACCAGGGAGCCCUCCCAAAGAUCAUCAACAUUAGCAGCAGGGACAACGGUUAUGGACCAACCAGAGCAGGUCAGGCAGCAUGCGUCCUGCUGCACACCAUGUGGAAACACAGUGAUCUCCAAGGGGCCUACAAGAAGUGUGGAUACAGGAAAGUUGAUUUCAUCAAUGCAAGGACAACAAAGGCUGUGAACUCAGGACGAGACUGAGGCAAGGAUCUAUAAAUACCAAACUCAAGCCAUACUAGUUAACAAUAACGGCACCUGCGUUCCCUAAUCACUAAAUGCACUGUUCCUUCUGUAAUGGACCGUCUGUGUCAUAGUUUAGUAACUGUUUUUUUUCUCAAGGCUGCAGACAAAACAUUGUGAACCAUGCCUGCAUUUCCCUUAAAGGUCUCAUGAAAUGGCUUAAAAAUGUAUUUUGUUUUUGGAUAUGUUGCUGCAGCUUAACGCUGCUGUCAGUGUUAGCUUAAGGACAAACAUGCCAUUUUGAUUAUAUGACACAGGGAAAGAGUGGGAUGUUAUUUUAAAAUAGAGAUCAUGGAUAACAGAACAAUAAUACCACUGAAACAAGAAGAACAUUACAGAACAUUACAUUUUUCAUUUCAUGGGACUUUAAAGCACUUUUUAGUUUUGUUGACUUUCCUCAUCAAAUACUUCCGGCCUCUGUCUUGGUGCCUCUUGGUCAGAAAAACUGAAAACAUAAUGUGUCUCUAACAGAGAUAAUGAAUGAAACUUAAAAUAUUUAUAUUGGUGUAGCUUUUUACUGUAGCAGCAGCUUAAAGGGACCGUUCACCCCAAAAUCAAAAGUACAUAUUUUUCCUCUUACCCGUAGUGCUGUUUAUCCAUCUAGAUUGUUUUGGUGUGAGUUGCUGAGUUUUGGAGGUAUCGGCCAUAGAGAUGUCUGCCUUUUUUUGAAAAUAAUGGGAUUAGAUUCGGCUCGGCUUGUGGUGGUCAAAGCGCCAAAAAAAAAGGUAUUUGCAAAAUUCAACAGCAACGUCUCUUUCCAGGAAUCAUGACCCAAUUACUCAAGAUAAUCUACAGACCUUGUUGUGCGCAGUUUCAUGUAGGAACUAUCGAUAAGCCGAUAACCACAAGCCAUAUAGUACCAUAUAGUUCCAUUGUAUUCGAGAGAAGGCAGACAUCUCUACGGCCGAUAUCUCCAAAACUCUGCAACUCACAUCAAAACAAUCUAGAUGGAUAAACAGCACUACAGGUAAGAGGAAAAAUAUGUACUUUUGAUUUUGGGGUGAACGGUCCCUUUAACAGUUGAGAAUACUGUUUUGUGUGUUUGUUUGUUUUAGCACUUCAGGUGACAUAGUAAUUAAACAAAGAACCACAAUGAAAAUGUUCAAACAUUCACACUAAAGAAAUUGUGAAGGAUGAAAAACAAAUAAACAGCAUUAUUUUUGACAAACCAAUGAACUGUUUUGUAUAUGUAAAUAAAAUGUAUUUCUAAAUAGAAUGAUUUCCUACUGUAAAACACAACAAGAAGAUGACCUCUUGCUCUCUGACUUGAGUUGUUUCUUCAAAUGAAUAAUAAAAUAAAUUACUUAAGAAAGUAAAA
Molecule: messenger RNA, 3846 nt
Organism: Siniperca chuatsi (mandarin fish)
Lineage: Eukaryota; Metazoa; Chordata; Actinopteri; Centrarchiformes; Sinipercidae
Gene: pkp2
Product: plakophilin 2
Exons: 13
Coding region: 114-2489 (791 amino acids)
Biological process (GO): heart development; protein localization to plasma membrane; desmosome organization
Cellular component (GO): nucleus; intermediate filament; plasma membrane
Molecular function (GO): molecular adaptor activity; intermediate filament binding; protein kinase C binding
Source: RefSeq, a predicted model, not a curated record